Messenger RNA from Xenia sp. Carnegie-2017, 1675 nucleotides. RefSeq lists its product as uncharacterized. The transcript has 2 exons. Gene Ontology annotation, molecular function: ubiquitin protein ligase activity; ubiquitin conjugating enzyme binding. Lineage: Eukaryota; Metazoa; Cnidaria; Anthozoa; Malacalcyonacea; Xeniidae. Gene Ontology annotation, biological process: protein polyubiquitination; positive regulation of proteasomal ubiquitin-dependent protein catabolic process; serotonin metabolic process. Bases 1 to 1254 code for a protein of 417 amino acids. The record is from RefSeq and is a predicted model, not a curated record. Gene Ontology annotation, cellular component: endoplasmic reticulum membrane.
AUGGCGGCGAAAGCAAGCGAACGAUCUCAAUCAAAUUAUUUGAAUCGAAAGAGUUACUGUAUUAAAUGUCGUCUAUGCAGAACACAACUGAUAACAUCAAAAACACCGAAUCACAGUCUUGAGGGAAAGACGAAACGCUGUGGAAAUUGUAUUUUCCUGGAUGAAGACGUUUUGCCCGAUUGGAUUACCCACGAGAUCCAGAGAUCUUCAUGGACGAAAGGACGACUAAAAUGCCAUAAGUGGGAGUGCACUGCCCGUGUUGGUGGGUUCGAUUUCAUCCAAGGCAUUUCAUGUGCGUGUGGGAAAUUUCACAUUCCAGCGAUUUGGCUUCAGGAUUGCAAAGUAGAUGUGAUUUCAGUUGAUUGCAAGGAUUUCUCAGUCACUGAUACAAUUUUUAAACAAGAACCUGUUGAUGCAACUGUUGAAAUAGAUUUCCAACACCCUUUAAAACACAGAGUCAAUAUUCCAAAAGACUCCUUUAUCCAUGUGUAUGAUCUUGAGAAUAACUUCCAAGUACCAUUCAAUACAACUUCGAUUAAAGUUAAAGAAGCUCAUACUAAUAAACUUAAGGAAUCAUCAUAUGAGGACAACAAAGUUUCAUCUGCCAACAAUGGAUUAAGUGGUGUAUUCAAUGAAACAAGCACUUCUAUUUCUAGAAGGAAACAUAGAUCACGUGCAAGGAAGGAAAAGUCAAUGAACUUCAACAUAGAAAGUAAAUGCGAACUGCACACACCGCAUGCACUUAAGAAAGAGAGUUCAGAACUAGUUCCCAAAAAUUUUAACAGGUUUGAAGCCCUUGCGGGGCUUGAUACAACCAAAACAGAACUCACACAAAAUCAACAAGAGAAUUCAAUUAAGAGAGAUGAUUUAAUAUGUGCAGUGUGUCUGGACUAUUACUACCAACCAUAUCAAUGUCCUUGUCUGCACAUUUUCUGUGAACCUUGCUUAAAGCAACUUUACCAUUGGAGAAAUGGUACUCUCUUAUGUCCUAUUUGUAGAAGUGCAGUCAAAUAUAUCAAAGUACCUGAAUCAGUCAGACAAGAAAUCAACAGCCUUCAAUUACCCAGCAUAAAACAAAGGACAUUUUAUGAAAGGAAUGCAAAGCAUCGUAAAUGGCCAUUGCCCCCGAUUGGCUUACAAACAUUUCCAUGCAAGCAGACACGUCAGGUUACAAAAGUAAAAAAGAACUUCUUUGCUUUAAUAUGUUCAAUGUGCAUAGUCUACAUCAUUAUUUAUGUAUAUGAACUCCAAUAAACUGAAUAUGACUGGAAGGCUAACUUUGAAGCUGGAAAUUCAACUAGUCCCAAUCCUUCCCCACUCACAGAACAAAAAAAGUUCAUUACAACAGUGAGGUGAAAUGCUGAAGUCUCCCUAGUAAAUGUGCUUUUAUAAGGCUUCAUGCCAGUACAGGUACUUAUACUGGAGGGUAGCAUUACCCAGUUAUAUAUUUAGUUCAAUGAUUAACACACACAAAACUUUGUAAAUUAAUUUGAAAUUAAUCUACCCUCACACAUACACAAAAAUCCUCUUUAUUUAAUGAAAAAAUUAUAACCCAUAUACAUCGGCCUACAAACUGGGAUAUGGUACCAAGAAGUUACUAUUAAAAUAAUAUGCAUAUAUAAAUGCAAGGACAUCAUCUUAUCAUUGAAUGAAUAAAUUAAUUAUAUAUGACCAA